Molecule: messenger RNA, 750 nt
Organism: Parathielavia appendiculata
Lineage: Eukaryota; Fungi; Ascomycota; Sordariomycetes; Sordariales; Chaetomiaceae
Exons: 1
Coding region: 98-640 (180 amino acids)
Source: RefSeq, a predicted model, not a curated record
UGUUUGAGUUCAAAUGGUGUCAAGCUACCUGAAUUAAGUGUCCCUAUAGCUCUCUUUGAUUGGCUCCAAUGUCGCCUGCAGAUCAGCAAAUGAAUGGAUGAGUCCAUAUUUCUCUUGGCGAAAGGGUCAGCCACACGCAUUUCCCGUUCAGCCCCCCUUGCCCCCUCAACGAACACGCAACAACUCCGCUGGUGCACGACUGCAGUUGGACUCAGCUGAUUCAACCCAGCGCUCACCCGAUGUUUCGCCGGACGAGACCCCGUUCGUGUCCCCGGACCGGGUGUUGCGUUUGCCAACCCAAAACGAACGUCCUUUUUGGAAAGCCACCGGCCACCCAACGUAUAUACCCUGCGACAUCGGGGCCGCCUCCGUAACGCACCGCGCGGCCACGUCCCUUUUCCAACAAUACUGCGAGGGCGACCGCGGCGGGCCGGGUAAUCAUGAGCUUAUCGUCCGAGACGGAGCAGACAAGAGGGCUCCGCCGUUUCAGACAUUCGACAAGUGCUUCGCCCUGUUUCUGGACGAGGAUCAAUACGGCCAGUCCUUCAGAAUGCGUGGUGACAUAAACGAGGUGCCUGCCAUCGCCAGUUGGCUCGAGCGAGAUGAUGUAAGCGGUGAUGCACUUGAGGGAGCUGUAUAGUGGUUGAAUUGAUCUAACAGACAGAGCUGAAGUAGGGUGACGAAUCUUGCUAUUGCCCGGACUUUCUUUAUAGCAAAGAGAUAUGUCUUAUGCAGUGUAUGAAUGUUGAU